Athene cunicularia (burrowing owl) is the source of this 6722-nucleotide messenger RNA. Its product is annotated as multiple epidermal growth factor-like domains protein 6. NCBI's taxonomy places the organism in Eukaryota, Metazoa, Chordata, Aves, Strigiformes, Strigidae. The transcript has 37 exons. The record is from RefSeq and is a predicted model, not a curated record. Gene Ontology annotation, molecular function: scavenger receptor activity; calcium ion binding; protein binding. The coding region runs from base 45 to 4706 and encodes 1553 amino acids.
CGCCUUUCUCCCGCCCGCCCCAUCCCCGUUCCCUCGGUGGCGCGAUGGGCGCAGGGCUGCUCUGCCUGUACCUCUGCCUGUACCUCUGCCUCUGCUGGGCGACGGAGCCGCGGCUGCAGCGGGGCAUGCCAAAUGUCUGUCCAGUGUUUGAGCUGGCACUGGUAGGGCACCAACAGCCAUGUGUUCAAGCCUUCAGUCGUAUGGUCAAGAUGUGGAAACAAGGUUGCACAAGGAGGAGGUGGUGUAUGGGCUAUGAGAGAAGGUCUGGGUACUACACAGUUUACAAGCAGGUGUACAGAAUGGAGCAUCAGACUGUCUAUAAGUGCUGCCCGGGAUGGGUCCAACAUGACAAUGAACCUGGCUGUUUGCACUUGCUGUGCUCUGCUGGCACUUGCUUCAAUGGAGGGAAAUGUCCUGAAGCAGGAUCCCAGAUGUGCCAGUGUCCUGCAGGAUUUCAGGGUCCUCGCUGCCAGUAUGACGUGAAUGAGUGCACCACUGAGAACGGUGGCUGUCGUGACCAGUGCUGUAACACCAUUGGCAGCUAUUACUGCAAAUGUCCAGCUGGCCAGAAACUGGAGGAAGAUGGAAAAUCAUGUGGAGAUGUGGACGAGUGCGCGGUGGUGAAUGGUGGCUGCCAGCAAGACUGUGUCAACACGCACGGCUCCUUCCACUGCCAGUGCCAGGUGGGAUACAGGCUCCACACUGAUGGACGCACUUGCAUAGCCAUUAAUUCCUGCAGUGUUAACAAGGGGGGCUGCGAGCAGGAGUGUGUUCAGCUCAGUGAAGACCACUACAAGUGCCAGUGCCAGUCGGGCUACCAGCUGAAAAGGGAUGGCAAAUCCUGUGAAGACAUUGAUGAGUGUGCAGAAGGGAGAGCCAGGUGUGCUCAUCGUUGUGUGAACACUCUGGGAUCCUUCACCUGUGUCUGUAAUCCUGGCUUCGAGCUGGGGGCUGAUGGAAAGCAGUGCUACCGCAUCGAAAUGGAAAUUGUUGAUAGCUGCCAGGACAGCAACGGCGGCUGCUCUCACCACUGCGAGCACACGACUGCAGGGCCACGCUGCUCCUGCGACGAUGGCUAUCGCCUCGAUUUUGAUGGCAAAACAUGUGCAGAGCUGGACGAGUGCGAGACCGGAGAGUCCUGCUGCUCCCAGUUCUGCAUCAACUACGCGGGUGGCUAUGAGUGUGCCUGCAAAGCUGGCUUCCAGCCCAACGCCGACGGCUGCGCCUGCGACGAUGUGGAUGAAUGUCGUCUUGAUAAUGGCAACUGCGACCAUUUCUGUGUUAAUUCUCUGGGGUCGUACGAAUGUGCAUGUAAGGAGGGUUACAGGCUUGGUGUUAACAGAUGGUCCUGCAUUGCCCUAGGUGGGGAAGAGAUGGAUGUGGAGGAGGCAGCAGGGUUCGCUGGGGCUCCGGGGCUGCAGUUCAGAGGUCCCCCCCAGCUCCUUCGCUACACGCUUGGUGCCUUCUACGAGGAUGAACACCCACGAGGAGAGCUCACCCUGGUGCACAGGGUCGUUUGUCUUGAUAACACUUUUGGCAAUGACUGUAGCUUGAGCUGUGAGGACUGUCUGAACGGAGGCAGAUGUAACAGUGAACACAGUGGCUGUGUUUGCUCACCUGGAUGGACUGGCAUUAUCUGUAAUGAAACUUGCUCCCCCGGGACGUAUGGCAGAGGCUGUGCCAGCACUUGCAAAUGCCAGAACGGAGGCUCCUGCGACCCCAUCAUGGGGCAGUGCCGCUGCCCGCCCGGCGUGCUCGGCAAGCUCUGCGAGGAUGGUUGCCCAAAAGGACUCUUUGGGAAGAACUGUAACAAACCGUGCAACUGUGCCAACAACGGCUACUGCCACAGACUCUAUGGAGCCUGCCUGUGUGACCCCGGGCUCUACGGGCGCUUCUGCCAUCUUACCUGUCCCAGGUGGGCCUUCGGAGCUGGCUGCUCGGAGGAGUGUCAAUGCGUGAAAGAGCACACGCUGGAAUGCGAUGCGAGGAACGGGACUUGCACCUGCAAACCUGGCUAUCAUGGCAAAAAGUGUCAGAAAGAGUGCUCACCUGGCUUUUAUGGGGCUGGUUGCAAACUGAGGUGCAACUGUUCUACUGAUGUUUUGUGUGAUCGUGAGACAGGCAUCUGCAAACAUCCAUGUCCACUGGGCUUUCAUGGAGAAAAAUGCCAUUUAUUGUGUCAGCCGGGGAGCUUUGGGGUGAACUGUGAGCAGAGAUGCAGCUGUGGAGAAGCACCGUGCGAUCCGAAGACAGGACAGUGUAUUUGCCCAGCUGGGAAGACUGGUGCUACAUGUGAGCAAGAUUGCCCGGCGGGCUGGUGGGGACCAGACUGCCAGUUCUCCUGUGAGCCCUGCACCAACGGGGGCCAGUGCAACAGAGAAACUGGAGCCUGUGACUGUCCCCCCGGCUACACUGGGGCAUCCUGCUCUGCAUCCUGCCCCGAUGGUUACUAUGGACAAAAUUGCCUGCUGUUAUGCAGCUGUAGCAGCAGUGCUCAGUGUCACCACAUCACUGGAGAGUGCACAUGUCCCCCUGGCUGGACUGGCCAUGACUGCAAACAUGCCUGCGAUAGCGGUCGUUGGGGACAGCGCUGUGAAAACAUGUGUGUCUGCAAUAACAGCGACGGUAGCUGCGAUCCGAUCACCGGCUCCUGCUUUUGUGAGCCAGGGUUCACUGGGAAACACUGUGAAUGGAGAUGCCCUGAGGGAAGCUUUGGCCCGAGCUGUGAGUACAGCUGUCAGUGCCAGAACGGAGCUGCCUGCGACCACGUGAGCGGAGCCUGUACUUGCACGGCGGGGUGGACGGGGACCUUUUGUGGAAGAGCCUGUCCAGAUGGAUUCUUUGGGCUUGACUGCCACCAGGUGUGCAAGUGCAAGAAUGCUGCUGGCUGCGACCACGUCCUGGGAACAUGCCGCUGCCUCCCGGGCUGGCUGGGAGAGACCUGCGAGCAGCCCUGCCAGGGGAACAGCUAUGGGCCAGGUUGCAGCCACACUUGUGAAUGUCACAACGGAGCGCUCUGUCAUCACGUAACUGGGACGUGCCUUUGCAGAGCAGGGUGGAAAGGAGCCACGUGCCAAGAAGCCUGUCCUCCUGGAUGGUAUGGUGUGAACUGUCUGCAGCCCUGCAUCUGCCACGGCCAGGCGACGUGUGACCGUGUGACGGGAGAGUGCCUCUGUCCCCAGGGUUGGACGGGGAUAGCGUGUGAGUUGGAGUGUGGGGACGGGAGGCACGGAGCAGGCUGUGAGCAGAACUGUAGCUGCCACCAUGGGGUUUGUGACCAGCACUCAGGGAAAUGCAUCUGCCACGCCGGCUGGACUGGGGACCACUGUGAUGUUGUCUGUCCCCCGGGAUUUUUUGGCAAGCAGUGCGAGGAGCAAUGUAGCUGCGUGCACGGCUUGUCCUGCCACCAUCAAACUGGAGCAUGUCACUGUGAAAAGGGAUGGCGAGGGAGGCACUGUGACAAACCUUGCUUGCCCGGCCGCUACGGCACAGGCUGUGCCCACCGGUGCCGGUGUCCUGCAGGUGCCCCCUGCCAUCACCUGACGGGUGAGUGCAGCUGUCCUCCGGGAUUCACCGGCUACGGCUGCGAGAAAACUUGUCCACCGGGCACAUAUGGUAAGAACUGUAACCGAGUAUGUCAGUGCUCUGCUGAGAAUGAGGAAUGUCACCCGGUGACUGGUGACUGUGCGUGUCGCCCGGGGUACUAUGGCGCCCGCUGCAACGUCCGGUGUCCAAAAGGUACUUAUGGUUCAAACUGCCAAAACCCCUGUAAGUGCAUGAAUGGAGGCCACUGCAACCCUGCGUCAGGAACUUGUGAUUGCACGCCUGGUUUCAUUGGAGCCGACUGUAGUAAAACUUGCCCUGAAAAGCGAUAUGGGAAGGACUGCACUCUCUUCUGUGCAUGUGGUAAAGGUCAGUGUGACCCACGGACUGGCAAGUGUACCUGUCCUCCUGGCCAAAUGGGACCCAGCUGUCAGCAAGUGUGUCCCCAGGGACAAUAUGGCCCCAACUGCCACCUGACAUGUACCUGUCAGAAUGGUGGUAUCUGUGACCCCGUGGAUGGCAACUGCACUUGUGGGCUCGGCUGGACAGGAACAUCAUGUGAGAAAGCAGAAUGUCUCCCAGGAAAGUAUGGGUCUGGCUGUGGCUUGGACUGCUCGUGCCAGCACAACGGCACCUGCGACAGGUUCACGGGCUGCUGCCGGUGCCCCGAGGGUUACUACGGCCACUCCUGUGAGCACAGGUGUCCCCUUGGAUUUUAUGGCCUAAGCUGUCUUCAAGCAUGUGCUUGUAAAAAUGGAGCAAGCUGUGACGCAGUGACAGGACAGUGCAUUUGUCCUUUGGGUUACCAAGGGGUCUACUGCGAGAAAGGCUGUGACAGGGGCUGGUUUGGAGAGAGGUGCCAGCACCGAUGUGACUGUGGAGGAGCUCCUUGUGAUCCAGAGACUGGAAAGUGCCUUUGCCCACCUGGGAAGACUGGAGACAAAUGUGACACUGAAUGCAGGUCGGACAAGUAUGGCCCUGACUGCUCCCUGCGAUGCCAGUGUGCCAGCAAAUCCCAGUGCAAUCCGUACAACGGGAACUGCCUGUGCCCAGCCACGUGGAUGGGGCCAACCUGCAAAGAAGGUGGCCCUCCAAAGCUUCCUUUUUAUGAAGAACAAACUCAAGAAAGAGGGAAUAUUUUUCCAAGAGCUCUACAACAGUAACAUUUGGACUAAUAAAUGAACUGUUUUAUAUGCACAGACGGUAUUUGAAUUUGGAUAUGAAACAGCUAUUCAAUUCAGCUUGAAUUGUACUGAAGUAUUCACACUUCUUAUGGAAGACUACAGAGGCCAUUUAGUAGCUGGAUUCUUUUAAAAAGUUGAAUCUGUUUCAUGUAUUUAUUCCUAGCCUCUUCCCCCUCCUUUAAUCUGCUCUGGACAUUCUUUCUGAUAUAUAAUAUAAUUCCUUCUUUGAAAGGUGGGACGUGUUUUUAAUAAGAGCAGUCCCAAAGAGUAUCAGGAUAAGCGGUAUGUAACACAUCAACUUGCAGUGAGCCACACCAUAUAUAAGUGACUUUCUAAAUCCUCUUGACAACCAGCAUGAAGUUUAAUGAGUGUUUCAGGGAUUAUGAAGCCAAUAUGGAUUCACUGCAAAAUCACAUUGCACGGAAACUAGUGGGAUUCACCAAAUUAAUUCCUCUUGGAAUAACAUUGUAUGUUCUAGAAAAGCAUUCAGUCCAAUUUUAAUCUUGCAACUGAAGAAGAAUCCACCACAGUCCAAUUUAAGAAUAUGUACCACGUUGCUAGUGUGGAUUCACUGAUUAGGUCUCCAUCUAUAUCCUGCUUACAUCUGAAUCCAUCUGCCAAAGAGCAUGGUGUCAUCUGUCAGACUCUUACGGCUUUCUGUGGUCUUCCAUCUUGCCAGCUGAGUUUCUCAGUGGUUUGUCAAGCCAAACUGUGCUCAUCAAACAGUGCCUUCUAAUGCAGAAAAGAGUUUUAUCUUGGGUGGAGAAAGCAGAUAGUAAGCAAGGAUAGAUGUUUAAAAAAGAUAAUCUAUGUAUGUGUUAUACAAGGAGUAUAACGUGCUUUUACUGCACAAUAGUUUGAUUAAGUCACCUUUAAAAAAUCCUGAUACUGUUCAAUAGCUGCUGUUGGUCACUUAAUAGAACAAAGACAUUUUGGUGCUAUUUUGUCUGUUUAGACAGGUUGUUCUCUAACAUAGGGCUAUGUCAUUAUAAAGAAAUAAUGUUCUCUAUUUUAGUAUUCUGAGCUGACCAGACUAAAAUAUUUCAGAGUGCCUCUUUAUACCUCUCUUUAGGUUAGGAGUUACAAAAUCUGUGUAGCAACCUCUUGAGUCUGACUAUAUCAAAAGUGCACUUAUUAAAGGACAUCAGGACAUGGACUCAAUAGACUGCCAAAGUACAGGCAGUUCCAGGUCUUGUGCUCACACUACAACAUAACAAAUUGCAACUCUGCAAGAGAAAAUUUUUGUCUUAGAAGAGACAAAGUGACAAUAAUUGAUUCUAUCUUGUGAUUUUUAAAGAUGUUUGUUCUUGCGGUUGAAUAAUGAGUUGGCAGUUUUGCAGCAUGGUUCACCUCGGGUCUUGAACACAUCUUCAGUCAUUAAUUGUCCAGUACAAAGCAAGUGACACGUGCUCACCUGGGUGUUUAAUUCAAACUGUGAUCUGUUGGAAGCAAUACAGGUUGUUAUUCGUCACUUCAUGCUCAAUGUAAAUGUGACAAAAUUGUUGUUGUCCCAAAAAGUAGUCAGAAGUGUGUGGCUCUCAGCAGGGCUUUACUGUCAGCUGUGACAUUUUAAAUGUUCUUUUAGAGAGGUGAUGGCCUAGGUCUGAUCCUAUAAUUAUGUGACAAUAUGGGGCAUUUUCACUGAACUGGAACUGAUAAGGUAAAUCUCAUGUAAGACAACUAGAUAUAAUCUUAUCAACUGCUGGAGAAGAAUGAUCCCGAUUUUGAUCUUGGCUAUGUACUUAUGGCAGAGCCAAACUACAAUAGUAAUGCAAGCGUCACAUUAUAUUCAAGAUUUUUCAUAGAAUCAUAGGGUAAGUCAAGUGGUAAGAGACUUCUGGAGGUCCAGGCUUCUCUUCACAGCCUGGUCAACCCCAAAGAUAAAUGGGUGUGCUCAGCGUUUCAUCCAGUUGAGUUCUGAAUAUCUCCAAGAUCCACCACCUCUGUGAGCCCCUGUCCCAGUGACAAUUUCAUGCUCACAAUUUUUUAUUUUUU